ACUACAAAAGGAGAAGGAGAACGAGAAGAUGGGAUGGGUUUGAUUUCAAAUCCUCCUUUAGUUUCAGAUCGAGGAGGACAGAGAUCCCUUAUCGAUUCUAUUGAGGGCGGCCGUAAUUUUGUGCAGAUCUGUAUGUUUGUGCAGUUCAAUUUUUGGCAUCUUUUGUUCAAUCCCAGAUCCGCACCCUUGGCGAUUCAAUUCAAUCAGCAACGGCAAUUGGGCUUCAUCGGGGCAUCGGGAAUUGGUGUUGCUAUUGACAUUUGGAUUUUCUCGGCGGAGGCGGCGUACACCUGACCAUCUGUCGUCGGUGUAGAUCCGGGUGAUUUGGGUGUAGAUCCUGAUGAUUUGGGCCCUGUAGGUGUAGAUCCGGGUGAUUUGGGGUAUAGAUCCUGUAGAGUUGGGCCCUGUCGGUGUAGAUCCGGUCCUGGUGACUUGGGCCGGUCAACUUGUCAGUUCAGUCUAUUAGGAGUCACUACUAGAAUAAUGUCAUUAGACAUCACCACUAUUAAAUCGGUCAGGAUUGCACCUGAUGUUAAAAAACAUGUUAACAUCAGUUUGUGAAGAAACCGAUUUCUAUGGUUAUUAUAGACAUCAAUCAAUAAAACGAUGAGAAAAAUUUUGCUCGAAAAAUUUAAAAAAACGCGGAGGGACUAAGUUUUAAAGUUUGAGAACGCGGGGACUAAUAAUUUCAUUUCCCCCCACACUUACUAUUUUUUUCCGCUUUCUCUAAAACUUUCGAACCCUACCUCCAGCAGCUCACCUUGUCGACCUCGUCAUUCUCUUAAACUUUCGAACCCUACCUCCUUCUUCAGCAGCUCACCUCGUCGACCUCACCUUGUCGACCUCACCAUUCUCCAAGCCGCCUCCGACCUGACCCCAUUAACAAUGGCCAACCUGAGGACGGCAAUGGACUCCGCCUUCUGGGACCUCAACGUUUCUUCACCUCACACCCUCGAAGGCUCCGCCAAGGCCAUUCCCGGCGACCCAUUUCCUCUCGACGGCGCCCGCGCCAGCCGAGCCCUCAGAAUUCAGCAACUCUCUCUUCUGGGAACUGGGUUCCCUCUCGGUAUUAUUCCUUCUUACUCUCCUGCUUCCCACAAGGACUCGGGCUCUUUCUCACUUCAGUCCCUCUUGCUCAGACCGGCCACUUCUAACUGGAGCCAUGAUCUAUCACUUGGAGAUGAUUUGGCCAUUAAUUUGACUAUGCUAGUCAAUAACCUUGAACAUGUGGAUUACUCUGAACAUAUGCCUAAUUGUGACAAAUUUCAUGUCUGGAAGCUUUAUAUUCUUCAUUUAUCUUGCUGUUUUAAUAUUGGGUAUGUGCUACUGAAUGAUUUUUCUCAACUUCUAAGAUGUUUACAGCUACCUUAUCAUGACAUCACACUAGAGGCUGCAUGGCCUGAGCUGUUCAUUGACCAUAAAGGACAAUAUUGGGAUGUACCGGAGUCAAUUUCCUUAGAUCUGUCAUCACUUGUUUCUGAAUCUGGAUUGCGGUACUGGGUUGGUAUACAUAAAAAUAGUGGCCAUCCCCAGGCAGUUAAUGCCGUAAAUGAUGAGGCACCUACUUCUCUGAUGCCUGGAUUGUGUGCAAAGGCUGCCUUUUCUUAUGAAAAGAGCAGAGACCUUUGGAGGCAGAAGGAGACACAGAAUGAUCUCAUGGUAAAGAAAGACAGGGGUUGGUUUUGGCGGCCAUCAUAUGAUGUGCGUCUCAAAGAACCUCAUGCUGCAGUAUCUGGAAUUUUUGGUGGGAGUUUUGCAGCCUGGUUUCAGGAUGGGCACAGCCCAGUGGCUGUUGAACUUAGAGGAGAUGGGAACACUUCUUCAAGUACUAAGAAGAGAAGUCCUGUCAGUGCUGAUUUUUUUGGUUCAAUUUGCUAUCGCUUCCAGCAUGGGAAAUUUCGAGAGCUUUAUGGGGAUCUUUCAACAGCAGGGGAAAUUCCUUGAAGGAUCCAGCUUCCAAGGCAUAUCAACAAGUGUUUGCACCCCAUCAUGGGUGGGUCAUCAGGAAAGCUGUUGCUGCCGGGAUGUAUGCGCUUCCUACAAAAGAACAACUGUUGCACAAACUCAAUGAAGAUGAUAGAUGGAGGAUCUUAUGCUGAGAACUUAGGUUUGCAAAACAUUCAAGCACGAAUCCGAAUGGUGCUGGCUUUUAUGUUUGCAUCACUUCUACCUUGGGUUCAUAACAAACUUGGGUUUUAUCUUGUUCUGGGUAGUUCCAAUGUGGAUGAAGGAUCGGAAAUGGUAUACCCAACAACAACUUGACGAGGUCCGCAUUGAAGUAGCCGACUACUUACAGACUCUGCUGUAGGUUCUGACCAGUUUCUUGAUUUUGAGUUAGGCUAGCUUUUAAUUAACUUUUUUGUAGCAAAACAUGAAUACUAAUUGCUAGGCUAGCCUUGUAGUAGGUGAAUUGGGGUUUUAUUUUGCCCAUUUUGUAAACUGUUAAGGAUGAUGAUUUCAGAUAUAAUACUCCAAUAUUCAAAUCA
Messenger RNA from Rosa rugosa (rugosa rose), 2486 nucleotides. Its product is annotated as protein TRIGALACTOSYLDIACYLGLYCEROL 4, chloroplastic-like. Gene Ontology annotation, biological process: acylglycerol transport; ER to chloroplast lipid transport. Gene Ontology annotation, molecular function: phosphatidic acid binding. Gene Ontology annotation, cellular component: chloroplast envelope. The transcript is spliced from 7 exons. Lineage: Eukaryota; Viridiplantae; Streptophyta; Magnoliopsida; Rosales; Rosaceae. The record is from RefSeq and is a predicted model, not a curated record. Bases 886 to 1944 code for a protein of 352 amino acids.